This is a messenger RNA of Papaver somniferum (opium poppy), 354 nucleotides long. RefSeq names its product beta-galactosidase-like. The record is from RefSeq and is a predicted model, not a curated record. Gene Ontology annotation, biological process: carbohydrate metabolic process. Gene Ontology annotation, cellular component: cell wall; vacuole. NCBI's taxonomy places the organism in Eukaryota, Viridiplantae, Streptophyta, Magnoliopsida, Ranunculales, Papaveraceae. Gene Ontology annotation, molecular function: beta-galactosidase activity. Bases 1 to 354 code for a protein of 117 amino acids. The transcript is spliced from 5 exons.
AUGAAGAAUGCCGAACUCUUGACACUGAUUGAGGACAGUAUUAUAAAUGCUUUCAAUGGUUUCUAUUGUAAUUAUUUCACUCCCAACAAGAAAUAUGAGCCAAAGAUGUGGACUCAAAUUGGGACUGGCUGGCUUACGGGUUUUGGGGUUGCAGUUCCUCGUAGACCUGCUAGAGAUGUAGCUUUCUCUGUUGCCGAAUUUAUACAAACUGGUGGAUCCUUCAUGAACUAUUACAUUUUUUAUGGAGGAGCCAAUUUCGGGAGGACAACAUGUGAUCCUUUUAUAACAACUAGUUAUGACUACGAUGCCCUAGUUGACGAAUAUGGUUUGUUAAUCAUAGGCUUUGAUUAUUAA